This is a messenger RNA of Suillus discolor, 915 nucleotides long. RefSeq lists its product as uncharacterized. The annotation marks the transcript as partial. Lineage: Eukaryota; Fungi; Basidiomycota; Agaricomycetes; Boletales; Suillaceae. The transcript has 3 exons. The record is from RefSeq and is a predicted model, not a curated record.
GGACUCAAAUGCGAUGCUAAUGGGGCAUUUAUUGACCAGGAUGCACCCCCACCACCUCAUACGGAUGCCCUCCCAACUGAUUGGACGCCUUAUGACAAUCGUGCUGAAUUUGAGAUGGCGGAAUUCUUAUUCACACGCAAUCAAAUGUCUGCAAAGCAGAUUGAUACACUUCUCAACUUGUGGGCUGCGACUCUCAUUAAGCACAACGAUGCCCCCCCAUUUGCAAACCAUAGGGACAUGUACGCUACAAUCGAUGCAACACCACUCGGCGAUACCCCUUGGAAGAGCUUUAUGUUGUGCUACAAUGGAGCCAAACCCGAACAAGACGUACCACCGUGGACGGAUGGACAAUAUGAUGUGUGGUAUAGAGAUCCAUUGCAAAUGACGCGCAGCAUUUUGGCAAACUGUGCUUUCGAUGGAGGAAUCGAGUAUUCACCCUACCGCGAUUAUACUACCGAGGACAAACAAUAUUUCAAGAACUUCAUGUCUGGUGACUGGGCGUGGAAACAGGCAGAUGAUAUCGCUCGAAAUGAGGAGAAUCAUGGUUCAACAUUCGUACCAUUGAUUAUUGGCAGUGAUAAGACUGUUGUUUCUGUCACUACUGGUCAGACUGAAUACCACCCACUCUAUCUCUCAAUUGGGAACAUUCACAAUAGCGUACGACAGGCACAUCACAAUGGUGUUGUGCUCAUUGGAUUUCUUGCGAUACUGAAAUCUACGAAGGAACAUAAUGACAACAUUAAAUACAGAAAUUUUCGACGGCAGCUGUUCCAGCGCUCCCUUGUGAAGAUUUUCGAGUCUGUGAAACCUUUCAUGGAAAAUUUCGAUGUCACACACUUUCCGGAUGGCCACUAUCGACGAACGGUGUACGGCUUAAGCCCUUACAUUGUGGACUAUCCAGAACAGAUACUUCUC